This is a messenger RNA of Hippopotamus amphibius kiboko, 1055 nucleotides long. It is a transcript of the gene HILPDA, whose product is annotated as hypoxia inducible lipid droplet associated. Gene Ontology annotation, cellular component: lipid droplet. NCBI's taxonomy places the organism in Eukaryota, Metazoa, Chordata, Mammalia, Artiodactyla, Hippopotamidae. The record is from RefSeq and is a predicted model, not a curated record. Gene Ontology annotation, biological process: positive regulation of cell population proliferation; autocrine signaling; positive regulation of lipid storage.
UAUAAAUGGGAGGUGCGGGGCUUGUUCCGCGCUUGGUUGUGGGUUGCGCUUUUGUGUUCGGUGGGGCGUCUGGGUUGCUGUGUCGCGCAAUUCCUCGGCAGACUUUCCUUUCGACUGCGCGCUACCCGCUCCUACGGCGAGCGGGCCACUCCCGGCCCUUCCUCCUCGAGGAUCCAGAGGCCUUCUAGAAGCAGAAGGCAGCUCUACUGCUCUACAAAGGAGUGGAGUCCUUUGAGCCAUGAAGCACAUGUUGAACCUCUAUCUCUUAGGUGUGGCGCUGACUCUGCUCUCCAUCUUUGUUAGACUGAUGGAGGCCCUGGGGGGCUUACUGGAGAGCCCAUCUCCUGGGAGCUCCUGGACUACCAGAGGUCAACUAGCCAACACAGAGCCCAAGGGCCUUCCAGACCAUCCAUCCAGAGGGGUGUGAUAAGACCUCCCUCCACCGGCUGUAACCUUGGAACACUGGCCUAGAUACGUCCAGCUGUACCAGUUCCUGGGCAGGCAAGCUCGGCAUCAGUGUUAUCAGAGAACAAACUGUAACUACGCUCUUGAAGGGCCUCUCUGUCUGGAUACUUCUUGCGCUGAAAAAAGCCUGUUUAAUACACAGAUAUGAGUGGGUCGCCUGUGGCAGUGGCAUGGAGUAAUCUCACUCUUCUCUCCAGGCUGCUGUGUGCUUUGCCGUCCUUGGCAGCACGGCCCUGUCUUCUCUUAGACAAGGGCUUGUGCUGCAACUUCAGCUAUUAGGAGAUGGUGUUAUUUUCAACCCUACUUUCUAAGCAUCUGCCAAGAGUUUCUUUGGGCUUGGGUGUCUUAAUGGUCAUUUUAUUUGGUGUUCAGCUUCUCUUCCAUGAACACUCCUCGGUGUGCAGAUAACAGUUGAAGAGAUGUGUGGGUUGGCUGUAGGAAGGGGGAAGGUGGAGUAUUCUGUGUCUCGUUCUCAUUGUUUUACACUUUUCAGUCCUUCCUCCAACAUAGCAUGUAUGUGUGUGUGUAUUGGUCUGAAGAGGGCAGUGGGAUGACAGCACCUGCUUGGGAUGUGGGCAUUUUGGCCACCA